CUAGAGCAAAAUGAAAACUCCUACAAGCUUUAACCAGUGCUAGGUUGGACACUGAUAGAAGUCACAAGACUGCUCUAACUGCUGAUGAGAAAAGGCAUUUAGCAGAUUAUAUUUACUAAAAUAAUUGCAUUUCCAUGUUCUGUGUACUGUGGGGGACCAGAUAUAGUGAAUGCAGGGUCCUGGGUUUAGCGUAUAAAAGAACAGGUUUUGGAAGAAGGGAUGAAGAGGAGUUAAGGAGAAGCCACUAUACAGAGUUAACAAGUGAGGUGAGGCUAAAAAAUGUGAAG
Staurois parvus is the source of this 287-nucleotide messenger RNA. The record is from the annotation of a GenBank genome assembly. Lineage: Eukaryota; Metazoa; Chordata; Amphibia; Anura; Ranidae.